UGCCUAGUGGAAGAUCCCGCCACGAGAAGACAUCAGCCACGAAACUACGUUGACGUUCUAGAGCAACGCGUGGCCUACCUGGAAGGGGCUUUGAGGCAAUGCCGCCCUGAGCUGGCUCAUGAUCAUCUGGUAUCGCCCAACAACCCGCCUUUAGAACCUCCGUCUACAUCACCUUUCCCCAACCAGACCGGCAGCAAUGUGGCUGGCGAACAACCGAAUUCCGGCAGGGCCGAAGGGAUUGACGAUGCACCUGAAAAUUUGAACGACUUAGCCUCCAAGGUUGGCCUUUUAAGUCUGAAUGCUGCUGGGGCCGAGCCUCACUAUCUCGGCUCAUCCUCGACCUUUGCGUUUUCCCGUUUGAUCACCGCCUCGUUGCGCCAUGGAGUCUCAAACCCUUCAAGCGCGACACACAACUCUCGCAUAGACCAGCGGGCUGGUGGUGAUUUGGCCAUCCACCCAGGGGCAUACCAGUUACCUGACUUUGAAGCGGCACUUCAACUUAGCAAUGCUUAUUUCCAUAACAUCCACCCUCAGUACCCAUUCCUACAUGAGCCCACAUUCAGGGCAUGGGAGACGACUUCAUUCAGUCAUCCGACAGAGCUCGAGGCUCGUCCAUCUGACCCCACCCCUUUGUUUUUCCUUAAUAUGAUGUACGCCGAGCCCAUCCUGGCGCGCAAUAAUUACGAAGCUGUUCAGGCUAUUUUAUGUUGCGCCGUAUACUCGCUCCGAUCAUCGAUAGGGACCUCCCAUUGGAAACUUGCCGGUCUAGCCCUUCGCCAAUGCAUUGAUCUUGGCUACCACCGUAAAUUAUCAGGCCGCCAUAGCUCGAACAUUGAUCCGCUGCGGCUAGAGCUGCGCAAGAGGAUCUUUUGGUGUGCCUAUUCCAUGGACUCUCAGUCAUCCAUCAUGCUCGGCCGACCUCAAGGUAUACCUUACCAAGAAAUGGAUGCCGAGUUCCCAAUGGAUGUUGAGGACUCGAGUAUCACUUCAGAUGGGAUAUUCACCUUCUCACAUGAUAGCUCCCUAGGCGAUCUUCCAACAGUCAUGGCACGGGCGAUUCAUCACUUUCGCAUUCGAAAGCUCAUGAGCCGGAUUCAUAGUGCGCUAUACUCCGAUGUUACGAUUUGUGACCCGUCAGACGAAACCUAUCGAUUACAAGUGGCUAAGUUCCGUACUGAGGUCGACAACUGGCGAGCUUCCGCCCCAAUCGUGCCCUAUAAAGGCCAAGAGCUCUCGCUAUUUGCAACUCCGGCUUGGUUUGACCUGGAGUACAACUACGUUCUCUUACAGCUCUACCGAAGGCAGAUCACCCACGGCCAAACAGACCCCACAGAUCCUGCUAUCCUCACCUGCCUCCUACAAGCCGCACAGAGCAUGUGCCAGACUUAUCGCCGGCUAUACCUGCAGAGGUCAAUGACCUGCACGUGGGCGGCGCUCCAUGAGGUUUUCCUAGCCGGGCUGAUGUAUCUUCACUGUGUCUGGACAUUUCCCACGGCGCGCGAGGCACAUAUGCAAGGCCAGGUCCACAGCACUUGCGGAAAUUGUACUGUGGUUCUGGUCAUCAUGGCGGAGAGGUGGCAUGAAGCAGCAACUUACCGCGAUAUCUUCGAGACGCUGGCCAACCGGACAAUGGCAAUGGUUGAUCAAAAAACGUCAUUGUCACCGCCGCUGCUGGCUAAUGCUGCAGAACCUACCAAUUUAACUGGAGGAGACCUAGCAGAGCAUAUGGCACUAAUAGAUGAGAUGGAUAUACCGGAAGGAUUCGAUGAAUUGCUGAUGGGCCUAGUAGGCGAUUCACAUCAACAAUGGCUACUGGGCGAUCAUCAGAUG
Clonostachys solani is the source of this 1830-nucleotide messenger RNA. The record is from the annotation of a GenBank genome assembly. Lineage: Eukaryota; Fungi; Ascomycota; Sordariomycetes; Hypocreales; Bionectriaceae.